AUGACCCGCGAGCAAACCCUCGAGAUCGAAGAGCUGCGAGCCUCAAUGGCUCGGACAGUGGCCGAGAUACGCUCCAUGAAAUCUCAGGUGCAUAACGCGAUAAGCGCUGCGCCAGAGAUUGAUCGAAUACUCGAAGAGACCCAGAGAACACUGUUCACAACAAGAAUCAUGGAGGCUAGGAUUCCUGAGCCUGGAAAAGUUAGAAUCCCAUUCUACGAAGGCACUACUGACCCAAAGGCGCACAUCACAGCGUUUCGGAUAGCAAUGGGACAAGCCUUCACAAGGAAUGCUGCCAAUCUGACCGAGUGGGAGGUAGACGCUGGUUAUUGCUUGUUAUUCGUAAAGCACCUCAAGGGAGCCGCAUUGGAAUGGUUUUCAAGACAGGAGCGUAACUCAAUCGGCAGCUUCCAACAGCUCUCUGCUUUGUUCCUCAAGCAGUAUUCGAUGUUCAUGGACCGAGGAACCUCCGACGCCGACCUAUGGACACUAUCCCAAGGGCCAAACGAAUCGCUUCGGGAGUACAUGGGAAGAUUCAAGGCGGUUGUGUCCAAAGUAGAAGGAAUAAGCGACAAGGCUGCACUCAAGGCUCUGAAGCGAUCUUUGUGGUACAAAUCAGAAAUCCGACGAGAGAUGGCCCUCAACACACCGCAAACAAUUCAGGAUGCCUUACAUCAAGAAGAAAUGAAAAAUCUGGACGAGCAGUAUGAAGCGACGAAAGCAGCGAUCCGGAGCUCAAUCCUAACUCUCCCCUCAAAGAAAGGUAACCCUUCAAACAACGCAACGACACAGAGCUCAGAGGAACCAAGAAGCGGAGGCAUCCACAACUACCAGGUAGGUGCUGGACGCGGAUGGGGAGAGCUGCGUAGCAACACUUGGGUAAGGAGGCCCACUAACUACGACGAGAUGGCGUUCUGCGAGUAUCAUCAAACUUACGGGCAUUCAACGGCGCAGUGCCGAACCAUAGGAGCAAAACUCGCAGCUAAAAUGGCAGCAGGGUAG
Messenger RNA from Eutrema salsugineum, 999 nucleotides. RefSeq lists its product as uncharacterized. Bases 1 to 999 code for a protein of 332 amino acids. The record is from RefSeq and is a predicted model, not a curated record. NCBI's taxonomy places the organism in Eukaryota, Viridiplantae, Streptophyta, Magnoliopsida, Brassicales, Brassicaceae. The transcript has a single exon.